GUUAUUUACUAAGUUUACUUUCCGGAAAGUUGGGCGCUGAAUGUGAUUAUUGCUAUGGAAGCUACACUGCGAAGAACAGUGAAUUCUGUGACAGAUGUUAUAUUUCCUCCUUCCAAAUCCGCGCAGGAUCCCCAGCAACAUCAAAUAAUUAAAGCUGGUAGUGAAUAUGUCACAAAUCUGCCCCUUCAGAUGGCACUGUAUUUUAAUGCUUUCUUCUCUCCCUUCUGGCUGGUGGCCACCCUUGUCAUUUUUGAAGUAAAAUACUCCACAUUAUCAACACUGUAUGCAAUCAUACUUAUAGCCAUCUACAUAGUGUUUACUAUCAUAGAGUUUGUCAGACUGUAUUUAGGAUUUCUUGGAAACCUAACCGAGAGGGUUCCUGAGUUAGCUGGAUCCUGGCUGUUAACUAUAUUAAUACAGUUGCCAUUGAUAAUGCUGCUUCUGUUCAAUGAGGACGCCAUCUUACUUCCUUUAGAGAGAGCGGUGCAUAUUGUGAUGGCUUUGUUUGUGAUUUUUGAAGUUGUUUGUGGAUAUUUUGCAAUCAGAUUCAUGGUGGAUUAUCAAGUGACAAAAUUUCAUCUGAAACAAUUUUCAGACUUGGAAAAUUUGCCAGAUAGUGACUAUUGGCAGGAUCGAUAUGAAUCCUACACAUGAUAUACCUAAGUGUCCCCAUCCAUAUAUAUUACUUGUAAAUAUCUUCUUCUUUUUUAUGUCUGCAGCAUAUCUAUAAUAAAUGUAUAAUUGUACAUUUCAAAAUAGUGCAAGAAAAGUUGUGAUAUAAUAUUUAUUAUUUUGUAGAUCUAAUU
Molecule: messenger RNA, 806 nt
Organism: Saccostrea echinata
Lineage: Eukaryota; Metazoa; Mollusca; Bivalvia; Ostreida; Ostreidae
Product: transmembrane protein 17B-like
Exons: 4
Coding region: 55-654 (199 amino acids)
Biological process (GO): non-motile cilium assembly
Cellular component (GO): ciliary transition zone
Source: RefSeq, a predicted model, not a curated record